Eptesicus fuscus (big brown bat) is the source of this 889-nucleotide messenger RNA. RefSeq names its product binder of sperm protein homolog 2-like. The transcript has 4 exons. Lineage: Eukaryota; Metazoa; Chordata; Mammalia; Chiroptera; Vespertilionidae. Bases 171 to 551 code for a protein of 126 amino acids. The record is from RefSeq and is a predicted model, not a curated record. Gene Ontology annotation, molecular function: heparin binding. Gene Ontology annotation, cellular component: cell surface.
AGCAACAGUCAGUGGCAGGGUCCAGUUAGUGUUUAAGAAAGAACACUCUUGGGAAGAAUGACGGGACAAAAGGUUGAACGUAUCCAGGAAUAACUUAUUGCCGUGGUCAAGGCAAGGCUAAAUGCUCGCUCAUGAGCAAUGGUGUGGAGGGAAGAGAAUCCCUCUGAGAGAUGCUUAAGGGCCACCUUCAGAAGGCUGAGGUUUCUUUUCCUAGCAGAGAGGGAAAGGGGACUCUCAGAGAGACCAGAAUUUCAGAAUAUUUCAGCACUCCCUGUGUCUUCCCAUUUAUGUACGGAGACAUAAUCUACUACAACUGCAUCUCUGUGCACAGCGAUUAUGCCUGGUGCUCUCUGGACAAGAAAUUCCAGGGCAGGUGGCGCUACUGCACGGGCAAUGACCCCCCGGUGUGUACCUUCCCUUUUCGCUUCAGAAAUAAAUACGUUCAGAAGUGCACCAAGGAAGGCUACAUUUUUAACCGGACUUGGUGCUCAUUGACCAGUAAUUAUGAUGCAGAUGGAAAAUGGAAGCAGUGCUCUCCUUACAAAGUAUAGUGAGUCUUGGUGUUCACGAAGGGACAGAAGUUACAGGAUUCAUAAGCUGCCUCUCAAAAUAGGUCUUUUCCCGGAUCAUUCUGACCAAUAAAGAUUGGAUCCCUCUCCCACGUGGAUGACUCCUUCUCUGAAACCAGGCACAGCCGAAGAAGCUCGGUGGUGAUCAAUGCCUCCUUGGCCCUGGGGGCGGGGGACCAGCAGGGCAUCUGUGGGGAAGAACCUGCAUUCAAAUCAAGGUCCUGAUGAAUCGCUGACGGUAUCCUCUUUGGCAAGUUAACUAAACUCUCAAAAGAAACUCCAGCUUCCCCUCACACAACUCUUGAAAUUAUUAAUUAAGU